Molecule: messenger RNA, 1389 nt
Organism: Cladophialophora psammophila CBS 110553
Lineage: Eukaryota; Fungi; Ascomycota; Eurotiomycetes; Chaetothyriales; Herpotrichiellaceae
Exons: 5
Coding region: 1-1389 (462 amino acids)
Biological process (GO): adenylate cyclase-activating G protein-coupled receptor signaling pathway; cell surface receptor signaling pathway
Cellular component (GO): plasma membrane
Molecular function (GO): G protein-coupled receptor activity
Source: RefSeq, a predicted model, not a curated record
AUGUCCGAAUACAACCAGACUUUCUCCGCCGAUCAGCUACGAGCUAUCGACAUCGCCGCCCGGGUUUCAUCAUGUCUGUCCAUAUCAGGCUCGUCGUUCACAAUAAUCAGCUUCCUCAGUUACCCACCGCUCCGGAAACCUGUUAACCGUCUUGCUUUUUCCAUCGCCGUCGCCAAUGUCUUUGCAUGUUUGGCGUAUAGUUGGGGCAUUCAUCCUAUCAAGGCUGGGAGAGAUUCUGCAUGGUGUCAGACACAGGCCUUUUUCAUUAAUUGGUUUGUUAUGACGGAUCCGCUGCUUGUUAUGAUUAUGGCGUUCAAUGUCCUUCUCACCGUUCGCACGAAACGGAACGCUACCGAGUUGAAAAGGGUCGACGUGUAUGCGAUCUUGGCGGCUUUUGUUCUACCAUUCAUCCCGGCUUUGGUAUUUUUGUGUUGGAGGCCUGAUGGGAAGACUGUCUAUGGUCCGGCAACAAUGUGGUGCUGGAUCGCCCAAGAAUCACAGAUUCUGCGUCUGGUGGCAUUUUAUGUGCCGAUUUGGUGCUUUAUUUUGGUGGCCAUAUUUCUCUUCGCUCUGAGCGGUAAACAAAUUCUCCUCGUGCGCCGGAAGGUCAAAUCCGCCAAGGCCGAAUGUGUUCUGCACAGGGAUGAGCCUGGUCCCGAUGGCAACACUCCUCAACGAGAUCGCCGCUUUUCGGCCUUUGCCAGAGCCUUCAUGGCGGCGGCCCCGGUGACGAGGGAGUCGGGCAGAUCCAACGUGACCACCGGCAACAGUGAGCCAGAGCCGGAACCGACAUCGCCCGAAUUCAAGGGAUUCGAACCACUCGCGCCCAUCCACUCGCGCGAAGUCCUGGACCUGGAGUCUCAGAACCUGUCGCACGAGUCGUCGAUAUUCGCCGCACCUGGCUCUCCUACCGUCACCCUCGACCGAUCCGGCUCCGACCAGACAAUGCUACGAGGCCCGGCAGACCAAUUCCUCCCGCGAAGGUCGUCCUCGCGAUUUGACAGGAUCCAUUGGAAAUACGCCAAGUUCGCGUUCUUGUGUACCAUUGUCUUGUUUAUUACCUGGGUCCCGAUAAGCGUGAAUAGGGUCUACAACAACUUCAUCUCCCCAAACAACCAAAUCUACGGCCUCUACCUGACCUCGGCGGCGUGCAUCCCUUUGCACGGUUUCGGGAAUUUUGUCAUCUACACCACGACCAGUUGGCCCGAGUGCAAGGACUUUUUAACCUGUUCGGGCCGGAAGAGUUCGAGGAGGUCGUCGUCCGUCGUCAUCAUCGCCGCUGCCACAGCAGCAGCGGCGGCCGUAGCACAGACGCGGGAUGGUAAUAGGAGGGUCAGAUGCGAGGGACGAUGGAAGCCCCGGACGGUACGGGUGGGUGAAGAGAAAUAA